AGGAGUUACCAGGCAUGGAGGUGUCCACUCAACCAGAAAAGCCUACACGAGCAGGAAGUAUAGAAGCUGACAAGAACAGCAUCCAAAAUCAACAAGAAUUUCACCUCCAGGCUGGCUUUUCUGCCCCAUCUGACAGAAAAGAUACUAUCAAUAAUACUAAGUUAAACCAGAGAAUGUUCAACUCCUUAGUGGCAAGUCACCAUUCUCCAGCUGUUGAUGACCAGCAUGAUGGGGAAGGUGACCUAAGAGGAGAACUUUCUGCAGCCGCUGGCACUCCAGCUGAGGAUGGAUACAACUGGAGGAAAUAUGGGCAGAAACAGGUAAAGGGUUGCGAAUAUCCAAGAAGCUAUUACAAAUGUACUCAACCAAAUUGUCAGGUGAAAAAGAAGGUGGAGCGCUCUCAUGAGGGCCAUAUCACUGAGAUAAUCUACAAGGGUGCCCAUAAUCACCCAAAACCUCACCUAAAUCGCCGGCCUGGUAUUCCUUCUUCUCACCCAUUCAAUGAUGCUCAGAUUGACAGCACAGAACAACCUGGUUCGCAAACAAAUUGUGAUGGCAAACCUGCAAAAGGAAGCUCACAGAGUGGUAAUGGAGGCCAAGAUUGGUUGGUGAAUGGCCUGGAGGCAACCUCAUCUGCCCCUGCUGCUGCUGAACAGUGUGACCCUUCUAACUCCUUGCCGCAGAACCAAGAUGGUACCCGUUUAUCCUCAGAUGUUAUUGGUGUUUCAUCCACAAUGUCCAAUGACGAGGAAGAUGAUGAUCGAGCAACCCAUGGCAGUGUCUCACUUGGUUGUGAUGGUGAGGGAGAUGAGACCGAGUCUAAGAGAAGGAAGAUAGACGCUUGUGCCAUCGAAAUGAGUGCAGCUUCAAGAGCAGUUCGUGAACCAAGAGUUGUGGUUCAGACGACUAGUGAGGUUGACAUUCUGGAUGAUGGGUAUCGUUGGCGCAAGUACGGACAAAAGGUUGUCAAAGGAAAUCCAAAUCCAAGGAGUUAUUAUAAGUGCACCAAUCCAGGAUGCAUAGUUCGGAAGCACAUAGAGAGGGCCUCACAUGAUCUUAAGUCGGUGAUUACAACAUAUGAGGGCAAGCACAACCAUGACGUCCCAGUGGCUAGAAGCAGCAGUCAUCCAAAUUCUGCUCCUUCCUCAAAUCCCAAUUCAGAUCCUCAACCUCAUAGCCUUCUGCAGAGGUCAGAGCCAACCCAAGACAACUUUGUGAGGUUUGACGGCCAUGCACCUCUUGGCACAUUUAGGUUCCCUGGAAGAGAGCAGUUAGGACCAGCAACUAGCUGCUUCCCUUUUGCACUGGGACAACCAGGCUUGACCAACCUUGCUAUGGCUGGAUUGGGUCCUAUGGCAGCAAUGAAGAUGCCAGUUAUUCCUCCAGUUCAUCCCUAUCUGGGUCAUCAUCAUCCUGCUGAAGCAGGAUAUAUGAUGCAUAAAAUAGGGCCAAAGGAGGAAUCUGCGCCGGAUUCAGUGCUGCCUGUGCCACCAAAUGCAACUUCAGUUUAUCAUCAGAUGAUGAGCAGGCUACCUCUAGGACCGCACCUGUAAAUAACAGAAGGAAAGCUGAAUGCUUCUCUUAACACCGGGAAGAAAAAGAUGCUUCUCUUAACCUCGAUAUCAUCCUUGCUCCUUCAGACUUGCUCCUUCAGACUUGUUCUAGCGAUGUGCUUCUCUAAGAGAAGACCAGGAAUAUAGGUAAGUGCAAUAUAUGUUUUGUUAUCGUCAACAUGACCUGAUAGCAGGCAUAUCGCAAACAUCUCUUUUUAUCGAAUUGAUAAAGAUUGUUCUUCACUUGUCUUUUAGAUUUUAAUACAUCAUCUUCAGAUGGUCUAGUGGAAGGACUGCAGUUUCAUGCUGA
Musa acuminata AAA Group (dessert banana) is the source of this 1863-nucleotide messenger RNA. Its product is annotated as probable WRKY transcription factor 2. Gene Ontology annotation, molecular function: sequence-specific DNA binding; DNA-binding transcription factor activity. The record is from RefSeq and is a predicted model, not a curated record. The transcript is spliced from 3 exons. The coding region runs from base 15 to 1553 and encodes 512 amino acids. Gene Ontology annotation, biological process: regulation of DNA-templated transcription. NCBI's taxonomy places the organism in Eukaryota, Viridiplantae, Streptophyta, Magnoliopsida, Zingiberales, Musaceae.